CGAGGAGAGGCGCGGCUCGGCCGAAGGAGCUGCGCCGGCGGGUGCUCCCGCAGCGGAAGCGCAGGGGUCGCCGUCCGCGCGCGGCCGCGGCGGCGGCGAAGCCGCCGCGGCGGGGCAGGUGAGUCCUCCUGCCGAGACGCAGUCGUACGACUCAGGGCUCGUCGACACAGAGGUCCAGGCUGACCUUUGCUGUGCUGGCAGGGGGGCAGCGUCGCCACGAGCGCAUGGUGUGGUCGAGACGCGGGCGCACCACAUGGAUCUUGGUGUGGAGGCCCAGGCCAGCAGCGGUGUCGCUGACGGGGAGGUUGCAUCUGCUCUGCCUGGCACUCCUGAAACGGCACAGAGCUGCAAGAUGGGACCCAGCUUGCAGGCCGAGGUGAGCCAUGGCGGUGCUCAACGAGCAGCAGCUCUGGCCCCUGCAGGUGCUCCUGCAGAGACGCGGGAACACGGGCUCGGAGAGGGGGCCCAGGCCAGCCGUGCUCCUGACGGUCCCACAGCUGCACUGGCACUGCUGGGCGCUCCUGGAGGGGCACGGGUGUACGGGUUCGACGAGGAGGCGCAGGCCAGGCGUGGUCUCGAUGGCGCCCCGGCUGCAUCGGCACCGCUGGGCGCUCCCGCAGAGGCACGGGCGUGCCACCUCGGCACCGACGCAGAGGCCCUGACUGGCUCUGACCUUGCCGAUGGAGCAGCAGCAGCGGCCACGGCGGACGCCUCUGCGCAGCAGCAGGCGCGCGACGCGAACCUCCGCGCAGAGGCCAGGGCCUGCCGCGGCCGCGCUGGUGCUGCUGCCGCACCGGCACCGGCCGCCGCCCCCCUGCCGGCGGAGGCCUGCGAGGCCGGGCUCGGCGCGGAGGCCCAGAGGCGCAGUGGCUGCGCUGCUCCAGCUGGUUCGUCUGCAGAGGCGCUGCCAGCCGCGCUGAUGCUGGCGGCUGCUCCCGCAGAGACGCAGGCGUAUGGCAGCAGCGAGGAGGCCCCGGCAGGCCACGGUUACGACGAUGAGGCAGACCUGUCUGCUCGGACCGGCGUUCCCGCCGAGACGCAGGCGUAUGGGCUAGAGUUCGGUCUGGCGGCUCAGGCUGACGGACAAGCUGCAUCGGGCCCAGCGGGCGUCUCUGCACAGAUGCAGGCGUGCGAGGUCGGGCCUGGGUUGGAGGCUGAGGCAAGCCAAGACAUCACUCGCACAGCAGCUGCUUCGGACCUCCAGGUCGCCCCUGCAGAGACGCAAGCGUAUGAACUGGCGCUGGAUGCAGAGGCCCAGUUUAGCCCUCGCCUCGUCGAUGGAGCAGCCGCGGCGGCCACGGCAGACGCCUCUGCGCAGCAGCAGGCGCGCGACGCGGAGCUCGCUGCGGAGGCCCAGAGGCGCAGUGGCUGCGCUGACGAGGCAGCUGCACCGCCUCCAGCUGGUUCGUCUGCAGAGGCGCUGCCAGCCGCGCUGAUGCUGGCGGCUGCUCCCGCAGAGACGCAGGCGUAUGGCAGCAGCGAGGAGGCCCAGGCAGGCCACGGUUACGACGAUGAGGUAGACCUGUCUGCUCGGACCGGCGUUCCCGCCGAGACGCAGGCGUAUGGGCUAGAGUUCGGUCUGGCGGCUGAGGAUGAUGGACAAGCUGCAUCGGGCCCAGCGGGCGUCUCUGCACAGAUGCAGGCGUGCGAGGUCGGGCCUGGGUUGGAGGCUGAGGCAAGCCAAGACAUCACUCGCACAGCAGCUGCUUCGGACCUCCAGGUCGCCCCUGCAGAGACGCAAGCGUACGAACUGGCGCUGGAUGCAGAGGCCCAGGUUAGCCUUCGCCUCGUCGCUGGAGCAGCCGCGGCGGCCACGGCAGACGCCUCUGCGCAGCAGCAGGCGCGCGACGCGGAGCUCGCUGCGGAGGCCCAGAGGCGCAGUGGCUGUGCUGACGAGGCAGCUGCACCGCCUCCAGCUGGUUCGUCUGCAGAGGCGCUGCCAGCCGCGCUGAUGCUGGCGGCUGCUCCCGCAGAGACGCAGGCGUAUGGCAGCAGCGAGGAGGCCCAGGCAGGCCACGGUUACGACGAUGAGGCAGACCUGUCUGCUCGGACCGGCGUUCCCGCCGAGACGCAGGCCGGGCGUCUCUGCACAGAUGCAGGCGUGCGAGGUCGGGCCUGGGUUGGAGGCUGAGGCAAGCCAAGACAUCACUCGCACAGCAGCUGCUGCGGACCUCCAGGUCGCCCCUGCAGAGACGCAAGCGUAUGAACUGGCGCUGGAUGCAGAGGCCCAGGUUAGCCCUCGCCUCGUCGACGGAGCAGCCGCGGCGGCCACGGCAGACGCCUCUGCGCAGCAGCAGGCGCGCGACGCGGAGCUCGCUGCGGAGGCCCAGAGGCGCAGUGGCUGUGCUGACGAGGCAGCUGCACCGCCUCCAGCUGGUUCGUCUGCAGAGGCGCUGCCAGCCGCGCUGAUGCUGGCGGCUGCUCCCGCAGAGACGCAGGCGUAUGGCAGCAGCGAGGAGGCCCAGGCAGGCCACGGCCACGACGAUGAGGCAGACCUGUCUGCUCGGACUGGCGUUCCCGCCGAGACGCAGGCGUAUGGGCUAGAGUUCGGUCUGGCGGCUCAGGCUGACGGACAAGCUGCAUCGGGCCCAGCGGGCGUCUCUGCACAGAUGCAGGCGUGCGAGGUGAGGCCUGGGUUGGAGGCUGAGGCAAGCUAUGGUAUCACUCGCACAGCAGCUGCUUCGGACCUUCAGGUCGCCCCUGCAGAGACGCAAGCGUACGAACUGGCGCUGGAUGCAGAGGCCCAGUUUAGCCCUUGCCUCGUCGAUGGAGCAGCCGCGGCGGCCACGGCAGACGCCUCUGCGCAGCAGCAGGCGCGCGACGCGGAGCUCGCUGCGGAGGCCCAGAGGCGCAGUGGCUGUGCUGACGAGGCAGCUGCACCGCCUCCAGCUGGUUCGUCUGCAGAGGCGCUGCCAGCCGCGCUGAUGCUGGCGGCUCCUCCCGCAGAGACGCAGGCGUAUGGCAGCAGCGAGGAGGCCCAGGCAGGCCACGGUUACGACGAUGAGGCAGACCUGUCUGCUCGGACCGGCGUUCCCGCCGAGACGCAGGGGGGCGCAGCGCGGGCAGCGGGCGCGCCUCGCCUGGAGGAGCGGAGGCGGGCCGAGGCGGCCGCGAGGGCGUCCAUCGCCACGCAGGCCUACGGCUCCGAGAGCGAGUCCGAGGCCGAGGGGGGCGCAGCGCGCGCAGCGGGCGCGCUCCGCCGGCAGGAGUGGGGGCGGGCCCGCGGCGGCGGCGGUGGCCAUGGGGCGGCUGACUCGCCGCCCGCGGGCGCGGCCACGGAGGAGUGGCUGCACGACGAGGCAGAAUUCGAUGGGGAGACUCCUGGCCGCUCGGCCGAGCUGGCCGCCUUGCUGGAGGCGCACGCGUGCCCGGGAGCGCCCCCGGAGCGCGAUACGGCUGGCGCGAGCGCCGCCCCCGCGGGCGAGGCUGGCGCCGCGGCCGCGCGCGCGGCCGCCGCGCGCGGGGCGCGCGGCCGCGGCCGGAGCGGUUCGUCGGGCCGCGCGCCAGGCGAGCCCGCCCGCGACGCUGCCUCCGUGGCGGGCGGCGGCCUCGGUGGCGGCGCGGCUGCCCGCUCCCGCUCGGGGAGCUCCGCGGCGACCCUGGACUACGACCGCGAGGGGAGCGUGGCCUGGGGGGAGGGCGCAGGCCCGCUCGCGGGGCCGCGCUGGGCGCUGCCUCCCCCUGCCGCGCUGGCAGCCGGAGGGGACGACGGCGGCCCAGGCAGCCCAGCGGACACGGAGGCCUACAGCUGCGGCGGGAGCGCGGCGGGGAGCCCGUCCGACGCAGCCGUGCCAGAGUGGGUCUGCUGCUGCGCUGGACCAAGAGUGCCGCACAGCCGUCGGCGCUCGCGGGGUGGCCGCCGCAGCUCCGACAGCGCUGCCACCUGCCACAUCCAGUUUGAGACGCUCGAGCAAGCCCAUGGCUGGUGGCGGGCGGCCGCCGCCGCUGCCGGCCCUCCCGCCCAGCGCGCUGGGAGCCCUGCCGGGCUGGGCGUUCCGCGCCCGGGCGAGGCGCCAGGUGGCGCGCUGCAGGAGGACCCGGCGGGCACCAGCGGGCAGGCGGACUGCCAGGGCGCCGCCUCCACGACCGCAGCUGCUGCCGCGGCGACUCCGCCCGCGGCCAACCUGGAGGGCCCUGCCUCCCCAGAGGCCGCGGCGCCACCGACGGCAGGCCAGGUCCGCCGCGGCGCGCGCGCGGCGGGGGCCGCCGUCGCGGCCGCGCCCUCGGGCGGCAGGGCCGGCCUGGGCGCGGGGGCCGCCUCGGAGGCUGCGAGUGCGGCCGACGGCGACAGCCAGCGCAGUGCCGCCUCCACCGCCGCAGGGGCCAGUGGCAGGGCUCGCCGGCGCCAGCUGCGCGCGCCCGCCAGGGAGCCUGCCCCGCUGCCGCCCGCGCCGAAGACGGGGACCGUGUACUGCCUCGGGAACGUGCCGCGUGGCGCGGUGGCGCGGCGGGCCUCGCUGGCCACGCCGAAGGCCCCACGCCUCAGCGGGCUGCUCCGACGGCGCCGCCUCUCGCAGGCCGCGCCCCCGGGCGCGUCGGACUUCGACGACGCCUGCCAGGCCCUCUUCCGCGCCGGGCGCGCCGGCGCCCUCGGCGCCGUGGCCCGCGGCGCCGCGGCGGGAGCUGCGGGCGGAGGGCGCGCUGGGGCGCCGCGGCGCGGCGAUCGCGGCGCGCCUGGCGCACGGCAGUGA
Molecule: messenger RNA, 4691 nt
Organism: Prorocentrum cordatum
Lineage: Eukaryota; Dinophyceae; Prorocentrales; Prorocentraceae
Source: the annotation of a GenBank genome assembly